GGGCCUGUCUCGUGGGGGGCGGGACUUCCGGCUCCUCUUUAGCUUCCCGCGGAGGGGCGAGCGAGGGAAAGAGAAAGCCGCCGCCGCCGCCGGGCCUCCCGCGCCUCCUCUGCCUCCUCGCCGCCGCCGCCGCCUCCCUCAGCCGGGCCUCAUGGAGACGCUGCUCCUCGCCUUGCUGCUGGCCCUCGUCCCGCGGCCCGGCCGCGCCUCCGACGUGCUGGAGCUGAGCGAUGAUGACUUCGACAGCGGCCUGGCUGACCGGAACAUCGCCCUGGUCGAGUUCUACGCGCCUUGGUGUGGACACUGCAAACGGCUUGCCCCGGAGUAUGAGUCAGCUGCCACGAGGCUUAAAGGAAUCGUUCCACUGGUGAAGGUUGACUGUACAGCAAACUCUAACACUUGUAACAAGUAUGGCGUGAGCGGCUACCCAACUCUCAAGAUCUUCAGGAAUGGGGAAGAGUCGGGUACCUACGAUGGUCCAAGAACAGCUGAUGGAAUUGUAACCCAUCUGAAGAAACAGGCAGGCCCAGCCUCAGUUGCUCUCCGUGCUGAAAACUUUGAGAAAUUUAUCAGUGAAAAGGAUGCUGCUGUGGUGGGAUUUUUUAAGGAGAUGUUUGGUGAUGCACACUCAGAGUUCAUGAAGGCGGCAAGCACGUUGCGGGACCAUUAUCGCUUCGGGCACACCAGUGAUGAAGAUCUCAUUAAGAAAUACGAGCCCGAUGGCGAGGGCAUCUUUCUAUUCCGUCCCCUCCACCUGGCAAACAAGUUUGAAGAAAGUUCUGUGCGAUUCUCAGAGGAUAAGAUCACCACCGGCAAGGUUAAGAAGUUCAUUCAGGAUAACAUUUUCGGAAUCUGUCCACAUAUGACGGAAGACAACAAAGAACUCAUCCAAGGGAAGGAUCUGCUGGUGGCUUAUUAUGAUGUGGACUAUGAAAAGAAUCCCAAGGGCUCAAACUACUGGCGCAAUAGAGUGAUGAAGGUGGCUCGAAGUUUCUUGGAUGCUGGGCAUGCACUCAACUUUGCUGUUGCUAGUCAGAAGACUUUUGGCCAUGAACUCUCAGAGUUUGGGUUGGAAAGCACCACCGGUGACGUUCCUGUUGUUGCGAUCAAGACAGCCAAGGGGGAGAAAUACGUCAUGCAGGAAGAAUUCUCCCGUGAUGGAAAGGCUCUCGAGAGGUUCCUCAAGGAUUAUUUUGAUGGAAAUCUGAAAAGAUACCUGAAGUCAGAGCCCAUCCCAGAAAGUAACGACGGGCCUGUGAAGGUGGCUGUGGCUGAGAACUUCGAUGAACUUGUAAAUGAUGAUAGCAAAGAUGUGCUUGUGGAAUUCUAUGCACCCUGGUGUGGCCACUGUAAGAACCUAGAACCGAAGUACAAGGAAUUAGCAGAAAAGCUCAGCAAAGAUCCCAACAUCAUCAUCGCAAAGAUGGAUGCCACUGCCAAUGAUGUGCCUUCGCCCUAUGAAGUCAGAGGCUUCCCCACUAUUUACUUUGCUCCUGCGGGCAGCAAGCAAAACCCAAAGAAAUACGAGGGGGGCCGUGAAGUGAGUGACUUCAUCAGCUACCUGAAGCGAGAGGCUACAUACCCACCUGUCCUGCAGGAGGAUGAAAAGCCCAAGAAGAAAAAGAAAGUACCCAAGGAAGAUCUGUGAGGGGUCUUGGCACCCCCUUGCUUGUGGAGUAGCCUGUUAGCCAACAUGGGCAGACAAAUAGCGCAGCCGGAGCCGUGGGAAGGUGAAGCCACUUCAUUCAGAGGGGACCCAACUGCUGCCAUUGUUUAAUUUUCUGCUCCCUCUUUUCUUAGCUGCACUGGCCAUGGAUGCCCUGGACUGGUUGAUGUUUGGGGGGUGGGGGCGGGCUUGUUUUCUAAUGUUUUGUACAUUUGGAGGAGUGAAACAAUAAAUUACCCCCAAUCCCAA
This is a messenger RNA of Eublepharis macularius, 1915 nucleotides long. It is a transcript of the gene PDIA3, whose product is annotated as protein disulfide isomerase family A member 3. Bases 152 to 1648 code for a protein of 498 amino acids. The record is from RefSeq and is a predicted model, not a curated record. Gene Ontology annotation, cellular component: cell surface; endoplasmic reticulum. Gene Ontology annotation, biological process: response to endoplasmic reticulum stress; protein folding. Gene Ontology annotation, molecular function: protein disulfide isomerase activity. The transcript is spliced from 13 exons. NCBI's taxonomy places the organism in Eukaryota, Metazoa, Chordata, Lepidosauria, Squamata, Eublepharidae.